AUGCCCCCAGAACGCCAACCCGCCCAAAAAAGAAGACAACUUCCCUUCAAACCUCCCAGUCGACAAUCCUCAGUCACAGCCGGCCCCUCAACAUCCGCAUCCGCGAAACCAAAACCCCAGACAAAAUCCAAAAUCAAAGUCCCCGCAAAAAAACCCACCACUAACGCAAAAGCCUCAUCAUCCAAGAUCUCUCGACCCUCUACAAGCUCUACCCGCACCGAGACCGAGGCCUCGGAAUCCCCCGCCGCAGCCUCAAACUCGGAUUCCGAAGCUAGCUCCGGCUCCAGUCGCUCGAGCUCUCCCUCUGAAGAGCCGGACUAUAUCCUUGCGGAGAUCAUUCAUGCGGAUGCUGAGGAGAAUGAUAUUCUCUCGAGUGAGCCGGCUAUUCCGCCGAAGUUGCUGACGAAGCUUGUUCAUCAUCAUUUUAAGGGUCAGAAGACUAAGAUCGCGAAGGAUGCUAAUGAGGUUGUGGCGAAGUAUGUGGAUGUUUUUGUGAGGGAGGCGUUGGCGAGGGCUGCGUUUGAGAGGGCGGAGGGGGGGAAGGGGGUGGAGAGGGGGGUUGGGGAUGGGUUUCUUGAGAUACCAUGA
This is a messenger RNA of Aspergillus oryzae RIB40, 588 nucleotides long. RefSeq names its product CENP-X/MHF2 family protein. The coding region runs from base 1 to 588 and encodes 195 amino acids. NCBI's taxonomy places the organism in Eukaryota, Fungi, Ascomycota, Eurotiomycetes, Eurotiales, Aspergillaceae. Gene Ontology annotation, biological process: kinetochore assembly; replication fork processing; resolution of meiotic recombination intermediates. The record is from RefSeq and is a predicted model, not a curated record. Gene Ontology annotation, molecular function: protein heterodimerization activity. Gene Ontology annotation, cellular component: Fanconi anaemia nuclear complex; FANCM-MHF complex. The transcript is spliced from 2 exons.